AUGAAUCUGCGAGUCACUAUGAAGAACUCCUUCUUGAACGUAGAUGAGCCCAGUGCCGGUGGUCUCGAUGAUUUGGCAAUGCCCGAACUCAUUCGAGGUCAGACUGCACCGGACGUAUUCCCAUCGGCCAGGCAUGCUAUAGAUUCGCAACCCCCUGGUCAUAAAGCAGCAGUGCCUUUGAUUGGCCUGUCCUGGCCGCCUUUCGUCCACUCUGUGCUUGAGGAAAGCAGGCACGUCAAUGACAACUUGGUCGUGGGUGCACACAGUACUCGCUCUGAUCACGGCAGUUCCGACUCCCAGGACUGGGCCUCUACGAUAUCGGCGGUAUUGGGUUUAGAGAGCACCACAGACUCUGAUGUAACCUCUAUUUUGAGUGCGGCGCCGGCUGGAGACUCAGGGCAGGAUGCUGGAUCAUUGAGAUCGCAAAAUCAGCUUUUGACCAACGCUCUCUUCGCUAUUGCGGAAUCCAAUGAGAUGCAUCAACAGCGAAAUGGCAGUGGUGGUGGCUCUCAUGCAUAUGGCAAUUUCGCUGCUUCGAUUGAGAAUGGUAGCUGCGUAUCGAGCCCAUACUUCAUUGGUGCAGCUAGCAGCCCUUCGGGUCUCUUGUCCACCCCGGACUAUGGUAGGGACCAGAUGGGUGGGUCGAUGGGUGGUCCUGCUGGUCAGAGGGAGGAGGUGUGUCCUCUAGAGGAGGAGGAGGGUGAUGAUGAUGUCAACAAUACGACUGUGAUGCUGAGGAAUAUACCCAAUCGGUUCGACACACAAUCGUUGAUCGAACAGAUUUACCUUAUGGGUUUUGAGAACACUUUUGACUUUCUCUAUUUGCCAAUCGAUAUCAGAAACAAAUGCAAUGUCGGCUAUGCUUUUCUAAACUUUCGUCAACAUUCUAGAGCCCUCGAUUUCAAGCGAACAUUCACCAACUACAGACUGCCAGCCCUAAACUCGCAUAAGAUCUGCCGAGUUUGUUGGGCACUCGUGCAAGGCUUCAACAAGAAUGUUGAGCACUAUAGGAAUUCCCCAAUUCCGGAGAAGCAUAGGCCGCUAAUCGCCGAUGCACAGGGACGGUGGAUCCCCUUCCCUAAACCUGACCCUCAUGUCGAGGAGUUGAUCCGAUCUCGUAUGGCGCAGGAGGAGAUGUCCAAAGCACUUGGUUCUAGGAAGAUCCGUAGCUCGACGUCGUAUUGGGUAGAGGAUAGUCAUAAAAUAUUUAUCGGUGGUUUGGGACGUUAUACUACUAGUAGUACCCUCCGCGCGCAUUUUUCUAAGUUUGGUGCCGUCAGAGAGGCUCCAGUGGUGAUGGAUCGAACCUCUGGUAAGAGCAGAAGGUUUGGCUUCUGUGUCUUCGAACAUGAGGUUCCUAAGGCCGUAUUUGAGCUACCCCAUGAGAUCGAUGGGGUCCUCGUUGCUGUGGAAUACUAUUCUUCAAAUACCUGA
This is a messenger RNA of Perkinsus marinus ATCC 50983, 1434 nucleotides long. Its product is annotated as dc50, putative. Gene Ontology annotation, molecular function: RNA binding. The record is from RefSeq and is a predicted model, not a curated record. The transcript has a single exon. The coding region runs from base 1 to 1434 and encodes 477 amino acids. Lineage: Eukaryota; Perkinsozoa; Perkinsida; Perkinsidae.